This is a messenger RNA of Homarus americanus (American lobster), 867 nucleotides long. RefSeq lists its product as uncharacterized. NCBI's taxonomy places the organism in Eukaryota, Metazoa, Arthropoda, Malacostraca, Decapoda, Nephropidae. The transcript has a single exon. The coding region runs from base 1 to 867 and encodes 288 amino acids. The record is from RefSeq and is a predicted model, not a curated record.
AUGGCAACAACAGCUGAUGGUCACUUGCCCUUGACGGCCAUAUUCUCCCAGUUUCAGUCUCCACCAGAGUUAGUUAUCAACAUCCUCGUCAGUCUUCAACAUCCUCGUCAGUCCUCAACAUCCUCGUCAGUCUUCAACAUCCUCGUCAGUCUUCAACAUCCUCGUCAGUCCUCAACAUCCUCGUCAGUCCUCAACAUCCUCGUCAGUCCUCAACAUCCUCGUCAACAUCCUCGUCAGUCUUCAACAUCCUCGUCAGUCUUCAACAUCCUCGUCAGUCCUCAACAUCCUCGUCAGUCUUCAACAGUCCUCAACAUCCGUCAGUCCUCAACAUCCUCAGUCUUCAACAUCCCUCGUCGUCCUCAACAGUCAGUGUCUUCAACAUCCUCGUCAGUCUUCAACAUCCUCGUCAGUCAGUCUCCUCAACAUCCUCGUCAGUCUUCAACAUCCUCGUCAGUCUUCAACAUCCUCGUCAGUCUUCAACAUCCUCGUCAGUCUUCAACAUCCUCGUCAGUCUUCAACAUCCUCGUCAGUCUUCAACAUCCUCGUCAGUCCUCAACAUCCUCGUCAGUCUUCAACAUCCUCGUCAGUCCUCAACAUCCUCGUCAGUCCUCAACAUCCUCGUCAGUCUUCAACAUCCUCGUCAGUCCUCAACAUCCUCGUCAGUCUUCAACAUCCUCGUCAGUCUUCAACAUCCUCGUCAGUCUUCAACAUCCUCGUCAGUCUUCAACAUCCUCGUCAGUCUUCAACAUCCUCGUCAGUCUUCAACAUCCUCGUCAGUCUUCAACAUCCUCGUCAGUCUUCAACAUCCUCGUCAUCAGCUGUGUAACACCUUCAAACACUCACAUCAUAACACCUACGAUAUUAUAA